Messenger RNA from Penicillium odoratum, 1278 nucleotides. RefSeq names its product ankyrin repeat domain-containing protein. The transcript has a single exon. Bases 1 to 1278 code for a protein of 425 amino acids. The record is from RefSeq and is a predicted model, not a curated record. Gene Ontology annotation, molecular function: protein binding. NCBI's taxonomy places the organism in Eukaryota, Fungi, Ascomycota, Eurotiomycetes, Eurotiales, Aspergillaceae.
AUGCUGCGCAUUUUCUUUGAUCAUCCGUCAGUCCGUUUGUAUAUCAGUGAAUACUUGCACAUUGCUGUCAAAUGUUCCCUCGUCGAUGUUGCAAAAUUGCUGAUGAGUUACCCCGCCAUCGAAAUUCAACAAUGUGACAAGGCUGGACGCACUCCUCUAUAUCAUGCCAUUCAGAAUGGCGACAUUCCUAUGGUGGAAAUCUUUCUUGGCCGCCCUGAAAUAGGCGCUAUUACGCAAAGCCCCAUGAAGACAUCCCCAUUGGGAAUCGCCAUAGCUUGCCGCAACGUGGCAGUUGUUGAAAAGCUUCUGGAGCCUGGCACCAUAUCCCUCAAGGAAUUGGCUAUUGUGAUAGGACCGGCUCUAGAAUAUGCCAUUGAGCACGGCAAUCGGGAUGUUGUUGCAGUGCUUCUUGACCAUCCCCGAGUGAAGGCGAGGGUUACUCGAUUGGACGCCGAACACAAGUUUUUGAAUCUGGCAAUGAAGAGUUGCAAUCUGGCUACAGCUGAUGUGUUGAUGAACGACAUUCGAAUAUCGAAUCGCCUACGUGACCAGCGUGGUAGAACAGCUCUUCACUUAGCAAUAGGAGCUUCCUGGAAAUCAAGUGAUGAACGAUUGGCAGCCAUCAGAGCUCUUGCAAAAGUCCCAAGGCUAGCCAAUAUGCUGGACUACCAGAAUGCAGCCCCGCUACACCUAGCUGCGCAGAUGAACCUUGCCGAUGUCGUGAAGCUUCUGGUUAGGACCUCGCGCCAACGUAUCAAUUGGCAGAACUCCGAAGGGCAAACACCAUUACAUCUGGCAUCUGCCAGUGGCGGAAGCGAAAGCCUCAUUCCACUUCUAGCUUGUGCCGCGAUUCCUAGUGUCGAAGACAACAAGCAAAUGACUCCUGUGAACAUCGCAAUUAAGACAAGGAAUGAUGACGCCCAGCGCUUGCUUUACAAUUACAGUGCAAGCCUAGACAGCAUCGGCGAGGGCUUGCUUACACCCCUGCAUUAUGCGGCUGAGCUUGGCGAUACCCACAUUGGAAAGCUUCUUCUCAUAGAGCAUCCUCUUUUACUGAACCGCCGGGAUGGUGACGGAAGAACUGCUCUCCAUCUGAGCAUCAUUCACAAGAAUUCCGAAUUCGUGUUACUGCUUCUCAGUAUGGGAUCUGUCAUCUUUGAUCAGCAGGAUAUAUUCAAUAAAACACCCCUUCGGUAUGCAGAGAUCAAUGGGGACAAAGAUGUCCAAGAUGUGAUUUUGAAGAUGCUGCGGGGAAGCCUCACCAGAGAGAUAUUAUAG